Molecule: messenger RNA, 1230 nt
Organism: Chaetura pelagica (chimney swift)
Lineage: Eukaryota; Metazoa; Chordata; Aves; Apodiformes; Apodidae
Gene: KHDRBS1
Product: KH domain containing, RNA binding, signal transduction associated 1
Exons: 9
Coding region: 1-1020 (339 amino acids)
Biological process (GO): regulation of alternative mRNA splicing, via spliceosome
Cellular component (GO): nucleus
Molecular function (GO): poly(A) binding; mRNA binding
Source: RefSeq, a predicted model, not a curated record
AUGUCGCUGCUGCGGCUGCAGGAGGCAGAGGGGACUUUGUGGUGUGAAAUUGAAAAAAUUCAGAAGGGUGAAACAACAAAGAAGGAUGAGGAAGAGAACUACCUGGAUUUAUUUUCCCACAAGAAUAUGAAACUGAAAGAACGAGUUCUGAUACCUGUCAAACAGUACCCCAAGUUCAACUUUGUUGGAAAGAUUUUGGGACCUCAAGGCAACACCAUCAAGAGACUUCAGGAGGAAACUGGUGCUAAGAUAUCAGUGCUUGGCAAGGGUUCAAUGCGAGAUAAAGCAAAGGAGGAAGAACUGCGUAAAGGGGGAGAUCCCAAAUAUGCCCAUCUAAAUAUGGAUUUGCAUGUCUUCAUUGAAGUUUUUGGACCCCCUUGUGAGGCCUAUGCUCUGAUGGCUCAUGCCAUGGAAGAGGUCAAGAAGUUCCUCGUUCCGGAUAUGAUGGAUGAUAUCUGUCAGGAGCAAUUCUUGGAGCUCUCCUACCUGAACGGUGUCCCAGAGCCAGCUCGUGGCCGAGGAGUCCCUGUGCGGGGAAGGGGAGCAGCUCCACCACCACCUCCACCUGUUCCAAGGGGCCGUGGUGUUGGUCCUCCCCCUCCUCCUCCUCCUCCUCGGGGGGCUCUUGUGCGAGGAGCCCCGGUGCGAGGUGCCAUGGCCAGGGGAGCUGCUGUCACCCGUGGGGUCCCACCUCCCCCUGCAGUCCGGGGGGCUCCUGCACCCCGAGCACGUGCAGCUGGCAUCCAGAGGAUACCUCUCCCUCCUCCUCCUGCACCUGAAACCUAUGAGGAAUAUGGCUAUGAUGAUGCAUAUGCAGACCAGAGCUAUGAGGGGUAUGAAGGCUACUACAGCCAGGGCCAAGGGGACACAGAAUACUAUGAUUAUGGACACGGGGACGCACAGGAAACCUAUGAAGCUUAUGGGCAAGAUGACUGGAAUGGAACCAGACCCUCCCUGAAGGCCCCGCCGGCCAGGCCAGUGAAGGGGGCCUACAGAGAGCACCCAUACGGACGUUAUUAAAAAAACAAACAUGAGGGAAAAAUAUCAGUUAUGAGCAAAAACAGUUGUUACUGAUUCUUGUAUCUCCCAGGAUUCCCGUUGCUUUACCCACACCAGACAAGUAAUUGUCUAACUGUUUUUCUUCGUGGCCCUUUUUCUCCCACUCCAUCCUCACCCUGCAUUCUGGCUUCUGUACGUAGUAUUUUAAAAUGAGAUAAAAUAGACUUAGAG